UUCCUGUUCCCUUCGCCCACAGACACGUACCAGGCGCAGGUGCAGGCGGCCUGGCAGAAGAGCUGGAACCAGACCCAGUCCUUGCUGCAGAAUCUGAGGUUCAGGGAGCGGGGGCCUCUCAAGUCGUGGCGGCCCGAAACCAUGGCGGAGGCUAUCCACGCCGUGCUGAAGGAAGGCCUCUCGCUCUCACAGGCUGCCCGUAAGUACGACAUCCCGUACCCGACUUUCGUGCUGUACGCCAACCGGGUCCACAACCUGCUGGGCCCUUCGCAGGAGCCCGGCGACAUGAGGCCCAAGGGUCGCGGCCGCCCCCAGAGGAUCCUGCUGGGGUCGUGGCCGGAGGAGCAGAUCAAAGGCGUCAUCAGAGCUGUAGUAUUCCGGGACACUGCCAUGUUCAAAGAGAAUGAGCACAAGUAUGGCGGCGGAGGCAAGAUCAAGGAGAACAACAAGCCAGCCAGCAAGAUGCAGAGGGAGGACCCCAACGCCAUGGCCAUGAAGCCCAACGGACCAGCCCUUCCCACCGUGUCUGGCAUCCUGUCCGGCCUUACCCCCACCAUGGACAACCCGGACAACAGCAGCCUCUCCACCGCCCCCAGCACGCCCCUCGCCACCACCCCGGCUCCCUCCACCCCUGCACCCUCCACUCCUCUCCAAACCCCCUCCACCACACCGUCUGCCACCACCCCCAUCGGCCUGCCCCUGCCCACCCCCCCAACACCAGGCAACGCCAUGGGCCCUGCCGCUGGAAGUCCCGGAUCACUGGACGCUAGACUGGCACCUUCAACCAUGGACAGCACCACUCCUCCCCUAGGCCCCAACAUGGUGUCUGCCUGCCUCACCAGUAUGACUCACACCUCCUCCUCCUCCUCCCUCACCUCCCCGGUCUUCAGUCUCUCCAGUGCCAACGACAGUAUUAACAACACCAACGGUACCACCACCACCACAGCAAGCAGUGGUGAGGCCCCACCGCCAGAGAGUCCAAACUCAGGGGCACUGCCAAGACAGUCACCGACCCAGCCCCCACUGCAGCCACAGCAGCCGCAGGGAGAAGAGGACCAACAGCAGCAGCAGCAGCAGCAGCAGCAGCAGCAGCAGCAGCAGCAGCAGCCACAGCCACAACUGAUUGUAAAGCAGGAGGAGGAUGUGACACAAAAUCUUCAAGAUGCACAAAAGCAACAAGAACAGCAGCAGCAACAACAACAACAACAACAACAACAACAACAACAACAACAACAGCAGCAGCAGCAACAACAGCAACAACAACAACAACAACAGCAGCAACAACAGCAGCAACAACAGCAACAACAGCUGCAACAACAGCAGCAGCAGCAGCAACAACAGCAGCAGCAGCAGCAACAACAACAGCAGCAGCAGCAGCAACUACAACAACAACAGCAACAGCAAUUACAGCAGCAGCAGCCCUUAGUCAAGAAGGAGCCUCAGCUCCCGUCUGUGGCACCGCCUCCACACCAUUCUCCGUACGCCAUGCAACGGCCGGCGCCCCCCCACAACCCCCUUCACAACCCCCACCCGAACCCCCUCCAGUGCCCCAGCCCCACCCAGCACUCUGCCGCAGCCCUGCAGCAACAACAGCAGCAGCAGCAGCAAAGGCACCACAGGGCACCACCCCCACACAACCAGUUGCACAAUCAGCUUAGCCAAGGGCAGAUGCAACAGAGACAGAUGCCCCAGGCCCAGCGUGGCCCCCCACAGCGCCACCACUCCCAGCACGCCCAGCUGGGGAGCUUGCUGCCCGGGGCACUCACCUCACCCCUUGCUACCUCCUUGGCCUCCCCAGUCCACUUGGCACGGUUGUUUGGGGAAGGAAGUCACCCACACCUACCAGCCCACCAGCCCCCCCAGCACCCCCAAGCCCCCAUCAACCCCUUUCACCCAGGCUUCCCCCGCCAGCCCCACCCUUCUGCUGCCCUGCAAGUCAUGAACGCCAUGAACAGCCUCAACCCUCACACCUCCCGCAUGAACUCCAACGACCUGGAUGCAGCCUCCGAGGCGCUGCUGUUCAGCAAGUUGGCCAACCCUCAGAUGAACCCAAACCAAGGGAAUGGAGACGCCUUGGCCCGCUCUGUGCAGCCCCAGAACCAGUACGACAAUCACGGUGAUAUCGCCACCUCCCUCGCCAACAUGGUCAAUCGCACAUCGCUAAUGUACCGCGAUGGCCUCGACGCCAUCAAAACUGAACCUGAACCUAUUCUAAAUUGAAGAAUGGCCAACCUAUAAUGAUAGUAGCCCAUGUUGUUGAGAAAAGUUGGAAUUUCCAUAAGCUGGUGGGCAGUGCAUUGCUGGAAAAAAGAAAAGAAAAUUCAGCUGACUGAAUGUGGCCCCAGCAGCUUGUUUUGUGUGCAGUGUCUAGACAUCUGAAAUGUGUUUGAUGUGUUGGGACCAUAUUCCUUUAGGAGAAUUUUGCACACCUCUUUAUAAGAGCAUAUUUUAGAUUUGUAUAUAGUAGAGACAUCUUAGCAAGUAGGGUUACAUUUACAUUUGUCCAUAGCUGUUGGGCAUUACCUCAUAGUGAAACUCAUUUAUACACCAUGUCAUUGUACAAACUGGACAUAUUAAUAUUCCCUUGUGUACAUAACAUUGGUGACAAGUGUAUGUACAUAUAUGUGUGCUGCCUUGCACUUUUCAAGUUGCUUAAGAGUAGACUUUUGUACCUUUUUGAAAGGUAAUGUUGCUUGACUUGUUACAUCAUUGAUAGCAUGUAACAAGGUAACUGAGAUACCAGGUUUAGUAGAAAGUUAAUUUAUUUGCUAAACUGUGGUUGCACCUCCUUUCAGUUGUUGUUUUGUCCCCGUCAAGAUGGAGUCAGUAGUCAUGACCUGUGAAAAGCACAUUUCUCUGCCCGUUUCAACACUAUACUGUAGCAAGCAAUAUUCCAGGUUUCCUUUGCUCCCCCUCACUUAGCAAGAGAGGGUCAUUCCAAACACCAAGCAGCUGAUCACCCUGUGUGUCCAGAUUAUGUAGUGUGUGUUGGCAAUCUUGUGUUGGUAUAAUAAAUGGUAGUUUUUUCAAUGUAUUUAUCCAGGUCUUAGUGAAAACCCAAGCCUGAUAUUUGGACUAUGCGAGUACUAUCAUUAUACAGGUAAAGACUUCUUGAGCAAAGUGAUUGUUAUACUUGUUGAUUAUGUGGUGUGCUACUUUGUUUUGGAUGGCAAUCCAAAAUGUUGUUCUUAAUUUCAAAUUUAUUUUAUAGACAUAUACAAUUAUAUAACCAAAGUAUACAUCAUAGGUUAAGGCUAUUUUAAUACUUAUAGUUUGUAAGAUGUGUUUAGCUGUAAGAUGAUGAAGAUGUUGCACUGACAGUGUUCUCCGCUUCUUAGUGACAUACAUAUACCACAGUUACAACGUGUCCUCGGCCUGCCCAGGCUCCAUAGCGAGGUGACCGCCAGCCACCGCAAGAAGCAGGAUCAACAUUGAUGUUCUAGAUUAGAUGUUACCAGUAUACAGUGACAACCUGUAGCAGCAGAGAGUCUGGCUCGGAAACACAGGCUAACUGGUUUUCCUUAUUUCACAAGCUCUCUGCUCCUUUUUUUAUUCUUUUUAUACUGAGGCAUUCAUGUUUUAGACAUGUUGUAAUCUAGCUCUGGACUUUGAUUCACAUAUUCCUUCACAUCUUAAACAUUCCCAUUCAGAUUUUCUGCUGCUUGAAUAACAUUAUCUUAAUUAUAGUUUUAUGUUAAUUAUCAUAGAGCACUCAAUAUGCAUUUCUGUAAGUAUAAUCCCUUUUCAGCUGUUAUUUAUGUUAGUGAUAUCUUGUAAUCAUCACAUACUCUUUAGGCUGCUAUUGGGGAUUUCCAGUUUUAAGUUUCAUGACAAAAAAUAAUUCAUAUGACUGACACAAGAGUUCACAAAUCAUGAUUUUAUCCCAGAACAAAAUGUGUCCUGAAUGCAAUGUCUGUCCCAUUGGCCUCCACAGAUAGCAAAACGUAGCCCAAGAACCCCCUCAGAGGCACAGUACCUCACAUUCACACCCAGUAGUUUGCCUAAUGUAUAUAUUGUGAUAUAGAAUCCGAGCUCUGCCUCCAGAGCAUUGAGGGCCUGCAGCCGCCUCCCCGUGUGAGUGUGUCCGUGUAGUAGCUUCAUGUGGUGUCAUCCACCUCCCUUUAACUACUGCUGUGUGCAUGUUUUGUUGGUAUUUGUAUUGUGGUUGGUAACAUAGCUUCUCAAAUCACUAAUCAACGUAAUUUAAUGUACCGUUAUCAGGAAUCAUAUCUCAAAAUCCCCAUUUUAUUAUUAUUUAUAGUUUAACAAAAAAAUUUCGAGAAAGUGAUUCUCUGAUGUAUCUACUAAGUCCAUGUAGAUGAGGAUAGACCAACUGGUAGGUAUCUGUUUGGCCAGGUGCCAUAGGGAGGGAUGUGCCUGUAGAUGCUCUAAAUAAACUUUAAAAAUUGAA
This is a messenger RNA of Eriocheir sinensis (Chinese mitten crab), 4411 nucleotides long. RefSeq names its product alpha-protein kinase 1-like. Gene Ontology annotation, biological process: regulation of transcription by RNA polymerase II. Gene Ontology annotation, molecular function: DNA binding. The record is from RefSeq and is a predicted model, not a curated record. Gene Ontology annotation, cellular component: nucleus. The transcript has 4 exons. Lineage: Eukaryota; Metazoa; Arthropoda; Malacostraca; Decapoda; Varunidae. The annotation marks the transcript as partial.